CUUCGUGCAGCCAACAGUCUUUUCCAAGAGAAGUGUGUCACUUAGAUGCUACACCUGGCUCAUCGUUCGUUUCAGACUAUAGCGGAUAAUGUAACCGUAACAGUUUGAAUUAGGAAUAGCCAACUUAAGUUCCGGUUAACAAUCCCGCGUCUUGGGAGGCAUCUAAGGAUUUUGUACUUAAGCAACAACCAAAGAGUGGACUUUAAAAAUGGCAACAAGCAGCCUGGACCAGUCCCUGAAUACUGCGCUCACCUGUUCGGUAUGUUUGGACCUUUAUAAAGACCCGAGAACUCUACCAUGUCAGCAUAUCUUCUGUUUGGCAUGUCUUAGCGGCAUUAUGAAGGCGGACAGGUCAGUUUGCUGUCCAAUUUGUAGAGAGAUAGUCAGACUUGGAGCCACGGGUACAGCCAGCUUGCCAAAAAGUUUACUGGCGGCGGGACUCGUUGGAAACCUUCAAGGGCGCCCUGUAAGUCACGCCACAUCAGGAAAUGCCCGAGAAAACCAAAGGAGGAUAAGGCGGUGUCAAAAGCACCCGACGGAAGAGAUUUCUUUAUUUUGCAGAAAAGACAGCGCCCUGAUUUGUUUGCAAUGUCUGGCACUAAGACACAAAAAACAUAAAUUUACGACAGUUAAGGAAGCUGCCGCUGACAGGCGCACUUCCCUUUACAAGUGUAUUUCAGAUAUACUGCCAUUAGCCACAGCUUAUGACAAAGCACACGAAGAACUCGAGGACAUAAUAAGCACGUGCCAAAAUGAAAAAGAUUCCAUAAGCCAACAAAUCAACAACAAAGUUGAAAGUUUGUGCAGUUUAAUUAGAAAACAAGGAGACGAUUUGCUAAAGACUGUUGAUGAAAUAUAUGCACAUGAAAUGGAGCCGUUUUUCACCGGAAGGGCAUUGAUCAACAGAAUCCGUGACCGUAUAAAAGACACACGACAAAGCGGGGAAGACUCAAUUAAAAAUGACUCAGAUUUAGACUUUAUAGAGCAUCAGCCUCAACUAUGUAGUGACCUCAUUAAACUAAAAAAGGAAACAAUCUUGCCUCCAUCAACUGCCAAAGGAUUUAAAGUUACUUUCGUGCCAAAAGUUUUGAAGAGUUUCGAUGAAGAACCGACCACCGCUGGGUUAAGACGAAAGGUUUCGCCCAAGAAAACCUACACAACAACGAACCUUGAAAAAGAAAGUAAUAAUCUAACAGGUAAACUCGUUCUCAGUAAGCCGUCCUCUUUAAAGGCUUGGAUGGAUAGUGCUUCACAUGCAGUCCCAUUUGCAAGUCUACAAAGGCCACACAGCAUAGGUGGAAUGCUAGAUAUUCUUGGCCACAAAGAGGAUGAACAACAAUUAGCAAGUGAAGACAUUGCGUCUACCUCAAGCACCCCAAUGCGACGAGCGCAAAGCGUUUCCGCCGUACGCAGGGUGCAAGACACUAGACAUGGGGACGUUACACAAAGGCAAACCAGUCAAAUGCCAAUCGAUGAAUUUGUAGCUGCAUAUAUUGAUACAAGGAACAGCACUGCCGGAUGCUCCCAAACGCCAAAUGCUCCGGAGUCAGAUGAAUAAGAUUUUGGUACAUUCCAGUAGAUAUGAUAUCGGAUAUCUGAAGG
Molecule: messenger RNA, 1602 nt
Organism: Lingula anatina
Lineage: Eukaryota; Metazoa; Brachiopoda; Lingulata; Lingulida; Lingulidae
Product: tripartite motif-containing protein 59-like
Biological process (GO): suppression of viral release by host; intrinsic apoptotic signaling pathway in response to DNA damage; innate immune response
Cellular component (GO): nucleoplasm
Molecular function (GO): zinc ion binding
Source: RefSeq, a predicted model, not a curated record